GCACUGACGCACGCCGAACACGUCCCGUGGAACCAUGACAGUCAGCGCAGUUGCAUGCUUGGAAUUCUAGCUGCCGACUUUUGCUUUCAAGGACCUCGUCGGUUUUCAGGACAGUGGAGAAGUGGUUCGGCUUGAUGAUUCCCUGAGAAGAGACUCCUCAACGCGAAGUUUGGCAGCUAAACUUUUCUUUUCCGUCCUCUUCAUGAUAUUUCCCAGCGGCAGCAGCAACAACAGCACCGGGUUGCCAAACAGCAAGCAUCAUUCAGUGUCAGCCAACGGCAGCGGCUGGAGCUCACUGUCGUCUCGUCCCCGCUUCUCUGCAGCCUGUAAAUUUCCGCUUCAGUUUCAAGGCAAAAAUGUCUGCAGACCCUCUGACUGACCACCCAGUCUGCACUGGUGACUUGGUGUUAGACAUCCUGCAACCAAAGCACCUUUCCAAAACCCCCUGACUGCUGGGGUGUAUGGGCGUCCUUCCUUCUGCUUGCACUUCCUGGCCUCUGCAGUUGCUCAACACGCUCUCAUCUCCUCUUAGGAGGUUUUAAGAAUGCUAUGUAGCAGAUUUUAACCUCUGAUUUCUUUGUGGAUAAGAACAGCUGAAACGGUAAUUUCUCUGCACACUGUCACCCUGCUUUAUUGAUAUCACAAGACAAGACAUUCAGCCUCCGGCCAGGCCUCUAUAGCCCCCUUCCCUUUCACCACCCGAGUACCAUGCUGGGUACACUCCUGCGGAGGAACAUGUCCCAGAAGCUGAGUGUGCUGCUGCUGGUAUUCGGCCUGGCAUGGGGACUUAUGCUGCUGCGCUACACCGUGCAGCAGCCUCGCCAUCAAAGCAGCGCUGAGUUACGUGAGCAGAUACUGGAGCUUAGCCGGCGAUAUGUCAAAGUCCUGACAGAAGAGAACCAACAUGCACCAGGUGGGCCACAGGGAACCUCUAUGGCUGGUUAUGCUGAUCUGAAGAGGACUAUUGCUGUUUUACUGGAUGACAUUCUGACACGGCUGGUCAAACUGGAGGGGAAAAUAGAAUUGGUGGUCAAUGCCUCUUCCACAAACACCUCCCACACAGCAGGGGGCAUCGUAGCCUCCGCUCCCGCUGCCCUGCAGAAAGCCUCAAAGCAGGAGACACCAGGCAGCCACCCAGGGACGUCACGCCUUCACCCACACGUCCCUAAUAGGCAUCGACCACUCUGAGGAGGCUAGUUUUGAUAGUUGUAGCCAUUUUUUCCCCAGCACAUUACACUUUUCCAUCAUUUAUCACUGAUGUAACAACAUCAGGCUAAUGAAGCAAUAGGGAUACUUAUGGACAUCCAGAGACUUAAAAAGCAGGAUGCACCUCAAAAAUGUUCUGUCAAGUCCAAGAGAAGAAAGAGAACCUUUCUAUUCUCCGGCCUAUCAUAUGCUGAUAUUUAUUUUUUUUACUGAGACUAUUCAGCACUUGUUUUUAUAUGUUCAUUGCCGAAUUUAUUUUGCAUACAUUUCUGUUGUUUUUUUUUCUUUAGAGAGUUAUGUUUGAACGUUGUGCAAAUGCGAAGGGGCAAAUGCAUUGAACUGAAACUCACUUUCGAACACUUUAUUAUCAAACUGGCUUAAAAUCCUCCCCGUCUACAGAUAAACCAUUAUACAAUACUGCUUCAACAUAUCAAAAUACUCAACUAAACCGUACACUCAUGAUAGUUAAGAAUAGCUGCAUUUUAGUUCAUAGCUGGCACGAUUGCUAAAUACUGUCAGAAUAAGGUUUCUCUUUUAGCUCACACAAAAUAAGGACUUUAAGAAUAAAUAAACAGUUUAGUUCACUUAUAACAGAUAAUCCAAAGAAUAUUACUGCAAUCCAUGAGAAGGCAAUAUAAGUAUGUAUGUGCUAUAGAUGAGGUUUGUGGAGAAUAUGAAGGAAUGAUGCCUAUUUGCCGCUGCAGACCUGUGUGAAAGUGCGUGCUUGCUUUUGUCUCACUUGAAAUCCAAUGUUUCCCUUGCACCAUGUUGAGAAAUGGAUGAAUUCAGAUGUUGCUGGAACAGAUUGAAUGUACUGUGCGGACAGUCUUUAGCUCUGUAAUGCUGGUAAGAUGACUGAUCUACUGCUUACCCAUGUUCAGGGUUCACGUUGCACUGUGACCGUAGAGAUUUUCUAAAAAUACCGGGUUCACCCAACUUGGACUUUAGGGAUAUUUAAAGAGAGUUUCUGGAAUAUUCAUUCUUCCAGCCUUCCUGCUGCACCUUAGCAUGGUUUCUGUAAUACUGAUAAAAGCUGGUAAAAUACCUCACCAUGUCCUGCCCAGAGGAAGAAAAUCUGUAAUUUGUUCAUCAUGACGCUUGUUAACGUGAUGACUUUAUUCUGCCACACAAAUGAGCGACAUUUUUACCAACAUCAUUUGGGAAUAGCAUGAGACCUAGUCAAUGUGGAUGAAGUACUCAAUUAUGAAGACAAAAAUUCAUUAAAGCUUAAACCUUGCUGUGUAAGGUUGCUCCCAGAAAUGUAACUGUAUGUUAAGGUCACUACACUAAAUUAUUGAGUUGGGCUUCGACUGUGUGUGUCUACACUGAGUGAUGCCAUAAAUGUACCGUGCUUCUAAUGCUGAAGAAGAAAAUAUGAGCCAGGGAGCUGCCAUGACAAGAUAGCUUUACUAAUAAACCCACCUCAUGGAAAAAUUA
Acanthochromis polyacanthus (spiny chromis) is the source of this 2643-nucleotide messenger RNA. RefSeq names its product coiled-coil domain containing 126 (gene ccdc126). The record is from RefSeq and is a predicted model, not a curated record. Lineage: Eukaryota; Metazoa; Chordata; Actinopteri; Pomacentridae. The transcript is spliced from 3 exons. The coding region runs from base 709 to 1188 and encodes 159 amino acids.